Molecule: messenger RNA, 3580 nt
Organism: Nycticebus coucang (slow loris)
Lineage: Eukaryota; Metazoa; Chordata; Mammalia; Primates; Lorisidae
Gene: ANKRD40
Product: ankyrin repeat domain 40
Exons: 5
Coding region: 257-1354 (365 amino acids)
Molecular function (GO): protein binding
Source: RefSeq, a predicted model, not a curated record
CGGAGCCGGCCUUCGGGAGGCGCGGCCUGGGAGGAGGCUUGGCCCUGUGGGCCGGGAGUAGCUGGGGAACCGCGGGCGGCUCGCGGGAGGGAGCAGAAGUCCCGGGACGGGCGCGGGCGGCGGCGCGAGCAGGGCGGGCGAACGCUGUGCUCCCUCCACAUGGCCGGGAGCGGGUCACGGCGACGGCGGAGGCGCUGACAGGCCCCGGGCGGGGCGGGCAGGCAGGCCCGGGCGGGGGCCUGGGACCGAGGGGAAGAUGAGCACCCUCCUAGAGCAGAAGGCGCAGCAGGAGAGGCUGCGGGAGGCCGCGGCAUUGGGGGACAUUCGGGAGGUGCAGAAACUGGUGGAGAGCGGGGUGGAUGUGAACUCCCAAAAUGAGGUCAACGGCUGGACUUGUUUACAUUGGGCAUGUAAACGCAACCAUGGUCAGGUGGUCUCUUACCUGUUGAAAUCAGGAGCUGACAAAGAUAUUCUUACCACCAAAGGAGAAAUGCCCGUCCAGUUAACAUCAAGAAGAGAAAUCAAGAAGAUUAUGGGAGUGGAAGAAGAUGAUGAUGAUGAUGAUACCCUCCCCCAGCUGAAGAAGGAGUCAGAACUGCCCUUUAUUCCCAACUAUUUGGCCAACCCAGCCUUCCCUUUUAUCUACACCCCCACAGCAGAGGAUUCAACCCAGCUGCAGAAUGGGGGCCCCUCCACACCUCCCGCAUCACCACCUACAGAUGGCUCUCCUUCGUUGCUCCCCACUGGGGAGCCUCCCCUACUAGGGACCUUUCCCCGGGACCACACCUCUUUGGCACUGGUUCAGAAUGGUGAUGUAUCUGCCCCCUCUGCCAUACUCAGAACACCAGAAAGCACAAAACCGGGCCCUGUUUGUCAGCCACCAGUGAGUCAGAGUCGUUCCCUGUUCUCUUCUGUCCCGUCCAAGCCACCAGUGUCUCUGGAGCCUCAAAAUGGGACGUAUACAGGACCGGCGCCAGCAUUCCAGCCAUUUUUCUUCACAGGAGCAUUCCCAUUUAAUAUGCAAGAGCUGGUACUCAAGGUGAGAAUUCAGAACCCAUCUCUUCGUGAAAAUGAUUUCAUUGAAAUUGAACUGGACCGACAGGAGCUCACCUACCAAGAAUUGCUCAGAGUGAGUUGUUGUGAGCUGGGUGUUAAUCCAGAUCAAGUGGAGAAGAUCAGAAAGUUACCCAAUACUUUGUUAAGAAAGGACAAGGAUGUUGCUCGACUCCAAGAUUUCCAAGAGCUGGAGUUGGUUCUGAUGAUAAGUGAAAAUAAUUUUCUGUUUAGAAAUGCUGCAUCCACAUUGACUGAAAGGCCUUGCUAUAACAGGAGAGCUUCAAAACUGACUUACUAAUGCAGCAGGGACUUUUUAUGACAGUUUAUGUCACCUCUGGGCCAAGGACAAGCCAUUGAUCUAAAUGCCUUGGAUGCCCAUGAGGGCCCCUGGUGCCACUGUGUAGUGUACACUAACAUUGUUCUGCCAAGGUAGGAAGCCCCUGACCCCCGAGCAGCGGUGCCACUCUUCCAAGCCUCUUGGUGCACAAUAAACCUAUUGCGUGAAGCUUUGAACAGCUGAGAAGUGGUCUGGAGAGGCAGAAGCCGAAGGUUCUAUAUCCAGUGUGUUUUAUGUGCAGAAUGUAAGAGAGUUGUCUAAGCAGAAUCUGAGAGAGAGCGGAGCCUAUUUCUAGCCACUCCUGUUGACAGUGCACCUGAAGGGCCAGGAUGUGCUUUUUCUGUUGCAUGCUCAUGACUCUCCUGAAGUCCAGAAGUGACUAGAGAGGAAGACUGGGGAACGUACAGGUACUGGACAAAUGAAUUUUAGUGUGGCUUGUGACUGUGACGUUUCAUAUAACGUAUUUAUAAAUGUUACUCAGGUUAAAAGUAUUUAAGAAUACAGUUACCUAAUUGUAAAUAUGCUGUUAACCAAAAGAGCUUCCCCUCCCCCACUUUUCCUUUGUAGGCACUUCAGACUAAACAGUCAACUCUGCAUUAAUUCCCCUCAUGGUCACUAGAGGGCUCUCUGAUGCCUUCUAAAAGAGCAACCCCUUUUUUUACUCUGAAGCAAUUCCUGUCAUAUAUGUGUUUUAUUGCAUCGUAUGAGAAGAGCACAAACAUUGCUGUUCCACGUUCUCCACUUUCAUUUUUCCACUAGAAAUGAAAAGCAAUUUUUAAGGCUGAAUCUGUUGCUAUUUUAAAGGUUAUUGUGGGAAUCUGAGCUAAAGAAGUUAGCAUCUUUAUUUUUGUAUCAAAGAUAAAGGUUAUUUUGAAAUUAUUAGGAUUUUUACACAACUCUGAAAUCUGUUGCUUUUGUAAACAAAUUGUUUGAUCUUAAGGGAUCCCCCCCCCACUACCACCACCAAUUCACUUACAAAAUCAGUUGUGAGUCUACCAACAAAAACAAAGAACAAAACAUUUGACUGCACUCUUAAGCAUGGCCUAAGAAUUUUUUGAAGACUGCAUUUAGGGAUUCUUUUCUUUUCCUUCAUUGUCAUUAAUGUUAAAAUAAAAGCCACUGUCUUCUUGGAACAAACACCUUAACUUUAGAAAUAAGAACCAGCACAUUUAGACAAACAGGAGAGCAAGGGUUUGAAGCCAGCUGUUGAAGAGCAUUCCUGCUGUCUUAAGAAGCUUUUUCCCCAUAGUGCCUAUAGUUUCCAAAGAAACUUAACUUCCUAACUGUGUUAACUUAAUUUUGUUAGAACACUACAAUUGAGUGAGAAUGUGCAGAUGUCAAUGGAAGAGAAUGUUGUGCUAAGAUAAUGGCCUCCUGCUACUGCUUAAAGGCUGAAAUGAGGUUGAGAUGAUUUUCAAGGCUAACUUCUUGGAGUCACUCUGUUUAGUGACUUAACUUGUAUUUCACCAAUUAUUGCUGGUGACUUGCUUACCCUUGUACAGUGUUUGCACAAUAGAGUGAAGGUUAUUACCCUUUCUCUCAAGUGCUUUAAAGAAGAAACCUCCUUUGUGUUUCAACCAAUCAGAAGCUAGUUUAACUAGAUGUCGUAAACUUUUUUUCCUUUGCUUUGAAAAAAGUUACAAUUAAGUCUGAUUCUAUCCUGGAGGAAGUAAACUCAAUAUGAAUUCAUGUCCAAAUUACCAGAGUUAACUCUUCAAGUCACCCAGAUAAGAGAUUGCUCAGGCCCCUGGCUGAGAGGGGGCCUACAGAGGAAGAGCUCCAGGACAUUUCCCGGGCUUAGAAACAGAGGUGAGCAAGGGUCUUGGUGUCUCCUGUGAGAGAUGGAUCUGAUGAGCCUCUGCCCUAUGCUGGUCUCUCUUCUUCUUUAUAAAAUUCUCUGUGAUCAACAGACUCCUGCAUAUGGCAGAGGGAUAAGACUGCACAGUUGCUGGUAGGUGAGUUAAAAGUCUUAAUCUAUGCAUUCAGAGAAAUAUUUUUAUAUGCUUUGUGUAAUUUAUAACAAGGAUUUUUUUUUUUAGCUUUGUUAACUGUGAAUUCACCCCUCCUCCUCCACUGCAUAUUUAAAGCAUGUGUUCACACUGUGUGUAAACAUUCACUAAAGAAUUUUUCUUUGUGCAUUGCUGACUGUUCAAACAUUAAUAAGUAUUAUUAAAAUUAAAUGUUAAC